CUGUUGAGCGCAUCAAUACUGCAGGAUGACAGUGUAAUGCAAGGAAAGAGUUAUCCUUGGGAUCAUACCGUAUGCUUGCACGUGGUCCAGACACGAGCAAGGACGCGCGCGAAGUCGGGCUGCCCAGUCGUCCACUUUGCCUCCUGCCCUCAUCUAUCUACCUACUCGUCUGCGCUCUCUACACGGGAUGACGGACCAAUAUGUUGACCCGAAGGUCGCUCGCGCGUCCUACCGGCCCAAAAAUGUGAUGUCCCCGGGCCUGAAACGCGCGCGCGAGCCCUUCAGGCUCCGUAACGCAAUCACCGGUCUCGCACUCGCCGGCUUCGCUGUCGGCGUAUGGGCAUACUCCAUCAGCGCGGUGAAGCAGGACGACUUCGGAGACGUGGACGAGGAGGCACGCGCGCUCAUGGCGGGGUCUGGGAUCCAGAAGUCGGAAGAUGGGGCGGCAGAGGCGGGAGGAGCGGCGGAGGUGUCGAAGGCGAUUGCUGUCCCUGCCCCGGCAGCACCUACUGUCGUGUCACCUUCGAUAUCACCCCUCAGCGUGGGGACAAGACGGGGCAUCCUACCACCACUUCUCGAAGGUCGGUUCCCCAGCCUCCUGGAUCCCCGAACAGGCACUCUGGUCUGGAGCGCACCUCCAGUAGACAACGUUGGGAAGCUGGGGUCAACAAGUUCAGGAACAAGACGAGUCCUCUAGUGUCCAUGAAGCGAAAAGUACAUUUCCGCUUGCUUCUCCGUAUUGUAUUCAUAAUAGUAAUCCCCAUUCAGCAUUUGAUCUUGCAUAUCCAAUAUAUAAGACACAAGGCAC
Messenger RNA from Dichomitus squalens LYAD-421 SS1, 808 nucleotides. RefSeq lists its product as uncharacterized. Gene Ontology annotation, biological process: mitochondrial respiratory chain complex IV assembly. The transcript is spliced from 2 exons. The coding region runs from base 188 to 697 and encodes 169 amino acids. Gene Ontology annotation, cellular component: mitochondrial inner membrane. NCBI's taxonomy places the organism in Eukaryota, Fungi, Basidiomycota, Agaricomycetes, Polyporales, Polyporaceae. The record is from RefSeq and is a predicted model, not a curated record.